AGUCAUGUACCACGCUUUAUCUCUCUAAUACACUCAUAGUUUCAUUUUUUUCUCUCUCUAAAAAAUUUCCAUGGACACUAAUUAUAAAUUCUGAUAUCAUUCUCUUCUUUGAUCUCUCCCCACUCCCCCAAUCUUCUCUUCUUCAACAAAUCUCUCUUUGCACCUCACAUUUUCCAUUCCUUAAAAAGGAAUAGGAUUUUUUUGGUUUGGUUUCUCUCUCACUUUCACAAAACAGAACCCAAACGUAAGACAAUAAUAAAAAAAAACACUAUACAUUUAGCUUCUCAGGAUUGUGUAGUUAUGCGUGAUUGGUGGAUUUAGAGAAGGGUUGUUGUUGUGAAGGGGGGGUGUGAAUUUUGAUAGUGGAGGUUGUGAGGUGCAGGGGGUAGGAGGGGUUGUGUGAGGAUGACGGAUUUUCAACCAUUGCAACAAAAGCCUGAAUCAACGGAUGAUGCCCGGAUGGAAUUUGAGAGGGGGUUGGAGGAAUUGAUGCGUGGGCAUUUGGAUGAUUGUAUGCCAUUUGCUUCGUGUAGUUCUAAUAGGAACGUGGAUGAGGAGGAUGAUGAAGGGGAUCAGCUUGUGCGAAGGAGACGUAGGUCUGAACUUGAGGGUGAUGAUUUGGCUGAGUCAUCAGCUGUGAGGCGGCGCCACUCUCGUAUUUUGAGUAGGUGGGCUGCUCGCCAGGCGCAGGAGAUGAUGACGCCUAUGGAGAGGAGGAGUCGUGAGUCAGAGUUGAUGGCACUUGCAGGUUUGCACACGGUUUCCAUGCUUGAUUCCUCAUUUUUGAGGGAGUCACAGUCGCCUACUGCAAGAAGGCAGGGGGCAGUGGAAAGGCCGAGUACUCAGGCGUCUGCAAUUUUGCAAAUGUGGCGGGAGUUGGAGGAUGAGCAUUUGUUGAAUAGAAGGGAGAGAUUGAGGCAGCGAAGGAAUGCCGAGUCUAAUACAAACAUGUCGGUUUCAAAUGCAUCAGAGAGUCGGGGGAGUGAGAAUCAGGGAAGUUUGGAGGAUGCAAGUGAGAGUGAAAAUGACUUUGGACCUUGGUCACAUGACCAUAUGGUGUCACAGAAUGAGCGUGGGGAUAAUGAGUCUAGCAGGGAGCAAUCUCCGGAUAUUGGAGAAGUUGAGAGGAGCGUGAGGCAGAUUGCUCGGGGAUGGAUGGAGAGUGGCAUUAGUGACCGUGCUUCUAAUGUAUCCCAAAGGAAUGGUAGUCCCAGAGCAGAAUGGCUUGGUGAAACAGAGAGGGAAAGAGUUAGAAUUGUCAGGGAGUGGGUGCAGAUGGCAAGUCAGCAGCGAGGAGCUCGUGCUAGCCGGAGGGAAGAUCAAGCUGCUGGACACAAUGCACAAGUUGACCAAGCUCGUGAUGGGUCAGUUGCUGACCAUGAUGAAGGGCAACCGGAACAUAUUCAUAGGGACAUGCUGAGGUUGCGUGGAAGACAAGCGAUUCUUGACUUGCUUGUCAGGAUUGAGAGAGAAAGACAGAGAGAACUUGAGGGACUAUUGGAGCAUCGGGCUGUCUCGGAUUUCGCUCACCGCAAUCGCAUUCAGUCAUUACUAAGAGGUAGAUUCUUGCGAAAUGAAAGACCGGUUGAGGAGGAGAGACCGCCUUCUAUGGCUGCUAGUGAACUAGUCCAAUUAAGGCAGCGGCACACUGUUUCUGGCUUAAGGGAAGGGUUUAGGUCCAGGUUGGAAAAUAUUGUUCGUGGUCAAGUAAGCAGCCAUUCUGAUACCACACCUAAUACUAACAUCAAUGAUUCUGGAAAUGAUCGGACUCAAACAAACACUCAUCAGGACAUCCAACAUGAGGAGAAUGAUCAACCACAGCCUAGGAGUCAAGAAAGUGACGUGCGUCGUUUGCCUGAUCAAACAAACAGCUCGGGGGGCAACAAUGCUACUGAUAACAUGAACCGGCAAGAAACUGCUAAUCAAGGAGAAGGUUGGCAGGAGCAAGUAACCAAUGACGAGAGAGGAAACUGGCAACAGUCUGGCUACAGUCAGUUGGAUGAAUGGAGAGGUAGUAAUGCGGAACCUAUGGAUGGAAAUUGGCAAGAGAACUCAGUGAAUGAAUGGUCACGGGAAACACCUGGAAAUGUGCCUGGUGAACAAGGUCGACCACAAGGAGCCCAGGAACUUUGGCGUGAGGAUGGCUCUAGUGAAACUGUUGAAAAUUGGACAGUGGGGUCUUCUGAUCCUCCAAGAACUCGCCGUGCUGUUCCAAUGAGAAGAUUCAAUAGAUUUCACCCUCCUGAUGAUGAGAAUGUGUAUAGUAUGGAGCUUAGGGAACUAUUGAGCAGGAGAAGUGUUUCUAAUCUUCUUCGUAGCGGUUUCCGUGAAAGCCUCGACCAAUUAAUACAGUCAUACGUGGAGAGGCAAGGUCGCUCUCCCAUUGACUGGGAUUUGCACAGAAACUUGCCAACACCAACUCCCACAUCACCAGAACGGGAUGAGGAGCAGCAAAGAGAUGAACAAAAUGAGGGUCAACGCGAUGCUGUAAACAGACCUUCACUCGUCUUGCCAUCUCCACCUGUGCCUCCACCUCAGCCACUGUGGCACCAGGAUUUGCAUCACACUAGCUGGUCUCGUCAUAGCAUGCAUCGAUCAGAACUAGAGUGGGAGACAAUUAAUGAUUUAAGAGCAGACAUGGGAAGACUUCAGCAAGGAAUGAGCCACAUGCAGAGGAUGUUGGAAGCCUGCAUGGACAUGCAGCUUGAGUUGCAACGCUCGGUCAGACAGGAAGUCUCUGCUGCUCUGAAUAGAUCAGCUGGUGAAAAAGGGUUGGGUGCAGAGACAUCUGAGGAUGGGUCUAAAUGGGGUCAUGUAAGGAAAGGGACAUGUUGUGUUUGCUGUGACAGCCAUAUUGAUUCUCUAUUGUACAGAUGCGGGCACAUGUGCACUUGUUCAAAAUGUGCAAAUGAGUUGGUCCGUGGCGGAGGAAAGUGCCCAUUGUGCAGAGCACCAAUUGUCGAAGUGAUCCGAGCAUACUCGAUACUGUAAAGAUGUGGAUAGGAAAAGUAAUAAAAAAAAAUGAAUUGAAUUGAGUGGUAAGGCUGGAGGGAACCAAUGGUAGUUCCUUCUAAGUGAAUUAGAAGCUGCUGCUUAUCAGUCUCUCGUGCCUGUAGAGUGUCCAGUCAUUGCCUCUGUUUCUCUGAUUAUAUGUGGGAAUGUUUUGAAAAAUGUAUAAUUGGAAUAACAAAUGGCACCUCCAUUCUUUCAUCCGUAAAUAAAUUGUUCGGCUAAAAAAAUUCUUUCCUUUCUUA
Molecule: messenger RNA, 3254 nt
Organism: Populus trichocarpa (black cottonwood)
Lineage: Eukaryota; Viridiplantae; Streptophyta; Magnoliopsida; Malpighiales; Salicaceae
Exons: 8
Coding region: 406-2991 (861 amino acids)
Source: RefSeq, a predicted model, not a curated record